Molecule: messenger RNA, 4015 nt
Organism: Panicum hallii
Lineage: Eukaryota; Viridiplantae; Streptophyta; Magnoliopsida; Poales; Poaceae
Product: disease resistance protein RPM1-like
Exons: 5
Coding region: 785-3574 (929 amino acids)
Biological process (GO): defense response to other organism
Molecular function (GO): ADP binding
Source: RefSeq, a predicted model, not a curated record
AAAAUGAUCACCUGGGAACUUGGGUCAGUUAAUCUUGACCAUCCCUUUUUCCCUCUCCGUAAAGGCACAUGAUACAUGAAGAAGAAAACUCCACGGACUUCAACGAACGCCAUGGGGAUGGGGGCGUUGAGGCAGUGACGGUCAGAAGCAAGUGGGCAAGAAGUGUAAAGGUCGGCACGGCGCGGUGGUUCACGGCUGCAGCAGGCACUGUCGUCGCAUUGAAGCGCCGCGCGCGGGAGCAUCUCUGGGCGAGCAGUGGCCGUGAGCGGCGCGCACGGGGCUUGAGGAAGCGGCGGAGCGGGUGAAUUGGACGGAAAGCUAGCGCGGGAGGUAUGGUGGCGGGGUUAGCGGAGUUCACCGGCGGCACCACGAUCUCGCCGGCAGCAAUGUCGCUGGCCCGAAACAUCUUCAGAGAAACCCUGUUCCCUGUAAUUUCUGCAGCUGCUGAACUCUUUAGCAUACAGUGACAGCGUACAUCUGUAUAUAUGAAGCAUUAUGGAACUGCUACAUUGCCCAUCAACUCUAUACUCCUCUGUUCAAUAUUUCAACAAACUGGUGCUGCUUUAGUUUGGCCUUCAUCUUUGCUCUUCUGCACAAUUGGAUUUUCUUGUGAAGCUCCCUUGCAGCUGAAAAGGGUACAUUCCACAUUGACUCGAGGACAACGACAAAUUGAUCAAACGUGUAAAGAUGUGAUGUAAAAUGAUGGAAGCUGUGCAAAAUAUUAAGUGGUAACUAAUGCAAAUAUAUUAUGCUGACAUAUUGAAGUCGAACUGCACGAAGAAAAAUGGCAGAAGUUGCUGUUCUUUUUGUCAUAAAGAAGAUAGGAAUAGCAGUGGCAUGUGAAACACUGAAGUUAGCUAAACCCUUGCUUGGAAAGAAUUCUGAGUUGCAAAUGGCACUUCCAGUUAACAUGAAACUGAUAAAAGACGAACUUGAGAUCAUCAAUGCAUUUCUUAAGGAAACUGGCAUGAAGGGUUGCAAUGGUGAAGUCAUGGAAACUUGGAUAAGGCAAGUCCGAAGGUUGGCUUAUGACAUGGAAGACAUCGUUGAUCAGUUUACGUAUCUUAUUAGUGAAUACCACCAGAGAGAGAAACGGGCUUCUGUGAAGAAAAUCUUUAAGAAACACCACUCUUUGUUUUCACUUGAUGAAAUUGCCAUCAAAGCAGAUAUAAUAAACAAAGAGGUCGUGGAACUUUCAAAAAGGCUAGGUCGUUGGGCCCAACCACUAUCUGGUGAAAAUUAUAAGGAAAAUUAUAUUCCAGCAGUAUACUAUGACAGCGAGCAGCAACUAUAUCAUCCUGGACGUGACCAUUCAAUCUCUGACAAUGAACUUGUAGGAAUUGACAAAAAUAGGGAAAUCUUGAUUAAUUCGUUGCAUCUCGAAGAUUCUUCUCUUCGGAUCAUUGCUGUUUGGGGUAUGGGUGGGCUCGGGAAAAGCACCCUUGUUAAUAAUGUCUACAAAAAUGAAGCAUUACUAUCCAAUUUUAAUUGCCACGCAUGGGUUUCUGUUUCUCAGUCAUGUAAAAUUACUGAUAUUUGGAGAAACAUGCUGAAAGAAAUCUACGGAAAUGACAAUAGAGCAUUUGAUGCUGCAAGUAUGAACAGUGCAGAACUAAGAGUGGAACUGGCCAAAAUUCUGGAUAAAAAGAGGUACUUUAUCAUAUUGGAUGAUGUUUGGACUGCCGAUGUCCUUUUUAAAAUUAGAGAGGUUCUUGUCGAUAAUGACCUGGGAAGCAGAGUAAUAAUCACAACAAGAAUAGAGGAAGUCGCUUCAAUAGCUGAGGAUGGUUGUAAAAUCAAGCUUGAGCCUCUAAAUGACCAUGAUGCAUGGCUUCUAUUUUGCAUGAAGGCAUUUCCAAAAACUAAGAAUCAUAUCUGCCCUCCGGAACUACAUCAGUGUGGUAAAGACAUAGUGGAAAAAUGUGAUGGUUUACCAUUAGCUCUUGUGGCGAUAGGGAGUUUAUUGACCCUGAAAAAGGAAAGUGUUAAAGAUUGGAGGGUGUUUUAUAAUCAACUUAUUUGGGAGCUACACAACAAUGAGAGCCUAAAUCACGUGGAGAAAAUUUUGAAUCUAAGCUAUAAAUACCUACCAGACUAUUUGAAGAAUUGUUUCCUUUACUUUGCUCUUUUUCCAGAAGACUAUCCAAUACUUAGAAAGCGAUUGAUUAGAUUGUGGAUCGCUGAAGGGUUUAUCGAACAAAAAGGAGCAUGCAGUUUAGAAGACGUUGCUGAAGCUUAUCUGGGAGAACUCGUCCAACGAAGUAUGCUCCAGGUUGUGAAGUGCAACAGUUUUGACAGGAUGCAAUAUCUCCGUAUGCAUGAUCUUGUGGGAUUGGAUUCCCGUCGUGUGUCGGUGGUCCAGUGCAACAAGGGCAUCCAAUCAAGAAUAUGUCCAUUGAGGCAUCGCACAUUCAUAUCAUUUGACACUAGUAUGGUAUUAUCAUCAUGGUAUUCUUUUAUUUUCUCGGGAUCCAAGUAUCUUACAGUACUAGACUUAUCCGGCUUGCCUAUCGAGGAUAUUCCUAAUUCAAUUGGGGAGCUAUUCAACCUUAGGUAUUUGUGCCUAGACGACACAAAUGUGAGUGAACUCCCUAAGUCUAUUACAAAGCUCCACAAUUUACAAACAUUGAGCCUUGAGCGCACAAAAGUACUGAAUUUUCCACAAGGGUUUUCAAAACUGAAGAAACUGCGUCACCUCCUUACAUGGAAAUUGCUAGAUGCAACGUAUAGAAGUUUCCAUAAUUGGGAAUCUAUGAAGCCAUUUGAGGGCUUGUGGGAUUUAAAGGAAUUGCAAUCUUUGAAUGAAGUCCGAGCAACUAAAAUCUUUGUUGCAAAACUAGGAGAUUUAUCCCAGCUGAGGUCUGUUUCCAUUACUUAUGUGAGAAGUAGCCAUUGUGCACAACUGUGCUACUCUUUAUCAAAGAUGCACCAGCUUUCAAAAUUACACAUAAGAGCCAUCAAUGAAGCUGAGCUCCUAUUGCUUGAAGAUUUGACUAUGAAAAACCCUCUUGAAAAGCUAGAAUUGGUAGGGCGGCUGUCUAAAGGAACUUUGGAAUCUCCAUUUUUCUCCACUCAUGGAAAUCAACUUCUGCAAAUGGAGUUAUCUUGGUGUCAGCUCAUAGAGAGUCCAGUAGAAGAACUUUCUGGAUUGUCAAAUUUAACUGAAUUACGUCUUACAAGAGCAUACACUGGCCAGCAGCUAAACUUUUGUGGAACGUGGUUCCAAAAACUUAAGAACAUUGUAUUGGCAGAUUUGCCAGAAGUUAAUCAAAUAUGCAUACAUGAGGGAGCUUUGUGCAGCCUUGAAUGUCUUCACAUGGACCGCCUCAAGGAAUUGCGGGACGUUCCCAUUGGUAUUGAAUUUCUCAAUUCUGUCAAAGAGGCGUACUUUACUAGGAUGCGUUCUGAUUUUGUGAGGAACGUUCAAAUGGGAAAGCUGAAUCUUAUUCCGAAGGUUUACUGGUCAACACAAGGUGAAUCCACAGGCGAAACAGAGCCUGAUAACCUGCCUGGACCAUCUAGCAGCACGCCACAGUGGAGACUUAUAGGCGUGUCAGGUUGGAUGGUCAUCUAACUUAGCAAAAUUGUUGCCAGUCUCCCGCUGAAUGAGCCAGAGUUGUGGAAAUGGAGACCCUGAAUUGAUGGUGUACUUCCACCUCUGUUUCUCGUUCAAGCUGCGGCUUCAUCAGAACCUUCGAUUCCUCCUGCAGUGACUUCACAAUGGUGGUAGCUUGUCUGGGGAUUUGUCUCAUUAAUUUCAGUGUUUGGCAAUCGGGAGUGAGGACUGUAAUCUUCUUCAGCAGGAGGCAGCUUUUCUCCACGGGCAUCUUGAUUAGAAGCAGCUUGCUGCUUGCCCAUCAUCAGAGAUAGAAACUUCUUAACUGGACCACUUCCUUGUUGCCUUCACUUGAUGUCCAUGUUUAUAGUUUACACUAACAUCUCUAUCGAUUUAGGAAAGGACAAGUAAGUUCUGGCUAGUCCAUAAAGUACACAAUGUUUGCUGGCCCAUGGUGUA